Messenger RNA from Drosophila persimilis, 1874 nucleotides. It is a transcript of the gene Adss, whose product is annotated as adenylosuccinate synthetase. Gene Ontology annotation, molecular function: adenylosuccinate synthase activity; GTP binding. The record is from RefSeq and is a predicted model, not a curated record. The coding region runs from base 45 to 1391 and encodes 448 amino acids. Gene Ontology annotation, cellular component: cytoplasm. Gene Ontology annotation, biological process: IMP metabolic process; 'de novo' AMP biosynthetic process. The transcript has 5 exons. NCBI's taxonomy places the organism in Eukaryota, Metazoa, Arthropoda, Insecta, Diptera, Drosophilidae.
ACGUGUUCGUUCUUGUCGCCGUUUUCCGUGCUUGAGCCGUCGCAAUGUCAACAACAAACGCCAUCAACGGCAAUCUCUACGAGCAACUGCACCAAGGACGGACGAAUAUGUACAAGUCGAAAGUGGACGUUGUCCUGGGCGCCCAGUGGGGUGACGAGGGCAAGGGCAAGGUGGUGGACAUGCUGGCCUCCGAAGUGGACAUCGUGUGCAGGUGUCAGGGCGGCAAUAAUGCUGGGCACACUGUGGUGGCCAAUGGCACCGAGUUCGAUUUCCAUCUACUGCCGAGCGGCGUCGUGAACGAGAAGUGCAUCUCGGUGAUUGGCAAUGGUGUUGUCAUUCACCUGCCCUCGCUGUUCGAUGAGGUGCUGAAGAACGAGGCCAAGGGUCUGCAGCACUUGGAGCACCGGCUGAUCAUCUCGGAUCGGGCGCAUUUGGUGUUUGAUUUCCACCAGCAUGUGGAUGGCAUGCAGGAGGCUGAGAAGGGCGGAAAGUCCCUGGGCACCACCAAGAAGGGCAUCGGUCCGGCCUACUCGAGCAAGGCCACCCGCAACGGAAUCCGUGUGGGCGAGCUUCUGGGCGACUUUAAUGCGUUCAGCGACAAGUUCAAGUUGAUUGUGGCCACACAUCUGCGGCUGUUCCCAUCGAUAAAUGUCGACGUCGAGGCGGAAUUGACCCGCUACAGGGACUACGCUGAGAAGGUGCGUCCCUAUGUCAAGGACACGAUUUGCUUCUUACACACCGCCCUGCGCAACGGCAAGACCAUCCUGGUUGAGGGCGCCAACGCGGCCAUGCUGGACAUUGACUUUGGCACGUAUCCCUAUGUGACCAGCAGCAACUGCAGCAUUGGCGGCGUCCUUACCGGUCUGGGCCUGCCUCCUCAGACCAUUGGCGAAGUCAUUGGCGUGGUCAAGGCCUACACGACGCGAGUGGGAGACGGCCCCUUCCCCUCCGAGCAGUUGAAUGAAAUUGGCGACCUGCUGCAGACGCGCGGCUUUGAAGUUGGCGUGACCACGAAGCGAAAGCGCCGUUGUGGAUGGCUGGACAUACCGCUGCUGAGGUACACCUCGCUGGUGAACGGCUACACGUGCAUUUGCCUUACCAAGCUGGAUAUCCUGGAUACGCUGCCGGAGAUCAAGGUGGCUGUGAGCUAUAAGAAAGCCAAUGGUGACAAACUGGAUCACUUCCCGGGCACCAUUGCCGAGCUGGGCAACAUCGAGGUGGAGUACGCGGUACUACCCGGCUGGCAAACGUCCACGGAGCACAUACGCAACUUCAAGGAGCUGCCGGAGAACGCACAACACUACGUUCGCUUCCUGGAGAAAGAGCUGAGCGUGCCCGUGCGCUGGGUGGGCGUUGGCAAGGGCCGCGAGUCCAUUAUUAACGUGCACUAGUGCUAGCAAGAUGAAGCGACGACGUACUUAUGAAUACGGUAUAUGAUGAGACGGAAGCGCUUUAAUGCCCAUUAGCCAGAUACGCGCAAUGUAGCGAAAAUGGCCUUUAACUACUAUCUAACCACAGAAAUAACCACCACAAAUGCAACUUAUAUUUCGACUAUCUUACAAUAUUUCGACACAAAUUAUUAGCCUAUUGCUUUUUUAAGAUUUAUUUCAUAGUUUUUGAUGUUCACAAAUUUCAUUUUGAGCGGCUCGUGCCACGCAUAACUUACUAUAAAUUCUUGUUUGAUGAGGAGACGACGUACUUAGUUUUUAAGAUCAUCAGGUGCAGUUUCAGAUUUUGUAUGCGAGGAAGGAAGGGGAGGCAAAUAUUUUAAUUGUACAAUAACUAUAUGAUGUUGUUUUAAUAUUUAAAUACAACAAAUCGUGUGCUCUGACUUGUGUAAUUGUGUCGCAACAAAAUACAUUUUAAUUGAAAUC